Messenger RNA from Aethalodelphis obliquidens (Pacific white-sided dolphin), 2112 nucleotides. It is a transcript of the gene RDH13, whose product is annotated as retinol dehydrogenase 13. The coding region runs from base 135 to 1211 and encodes 358 amino acids. Gene Ontology annotation, molecular function: oxidoreductase activity. The transcript is spliced from 7 exons. NCBI's taxonomy places the organism in Eukaryota, Metazoa, Chordata, Mammalia, Artiodactyla, Delphinidae. The record is from RefSeq and is a predicted model, not a curated record.
CCGAGGCUUCCAGCCCGGCCUGCAUUUCCCCACGUGCAUCCCAGGCAGCGCGCUCCUAGGACUGACCCCGGGCGCGGGUCUGCGGGCGGCUGCAGUGGGACCCCUCACCCCACUCCCACCGGCUCCGGCCCGUAAUGAAUCGCUACAUUCUGCCGCUGUCCGUGCUGGGCACAGCGGUGGGUGGCGCCGUGCUGCUCAAGGACUUUGUCGCCGGCGGGGCUUGUCCCAGCAAGACCACCAUUCCCGGGAAGACCGUCAUUGUGACCGGCGCCAACACGGGCAUCGGGAAACAGACGGCCUUGGAGCUGGCCAGGAGAGGAGGUACCAUCAUUCUGGCCUGUCGAGACUUGGAGAAGUGUGAGGCAGCAGCCAAGGAGAUUCGAGGGGAGACCCUUAAUCACCGCGUCAACGCCCGGCACCUGGACUUGGCCUCCCUUAGGUCCAUCCGAGAGUUUGCAGCGAAGAUCAUUGAAGCAGGUUGUAUCAUCACCCCUAUUACAGAAGGGGAAACUGAGUCACACAUUUGUCCUCACCCCUGUCUUCCAGAGGAGGAGCGAGUGCACAUCCUGAUCAAUAAUGCAGCCGUGAUGCGGUGCCCCCACUGGACCACCGAGGAUGGCUUUGAGAUGCAGCUUGGCGUUAACUACCUGGGUCACUUCCUUUUGACGAACUUGCUGCUGGACAAGCUGAAAGCCUCUGCUCCUUCGCGCGUCAUCAACCUCUCGUCCUUGGCCCACGUUGCUGGGCACAUAGACUUCGAGGACUUGAACUGGGAGAAGAGGAAGUAUGACACUAAGGCAGCCUACUGCCAGAGCAAGCUGGCUGUUGUCCUCUUCACCAAGGAGCUGAGCCGGCGGCUGCAAGGCACGGGUGUGACUGUCAAUGCCUUGCACCCUGGCGUGGCCAGGACAGAGCUGGGCAGACACACGGGCAUGCACAGCUCCACCUUCUCCAGCUUCACGCUCGGGCCCAUCUUCUGGCUGCUGGUCAAGAGCCCCCAGCUGGCGGCCCAGCCCAGCACCUACCUGGCUGUGGCGGAGGAGUUGGAGGGCGUUUCUGGAAAGUACUUUGAGGGACUCAAAGAGAAGGCUCCGGCCCCGGAAGCUGAGGAUGAGGAGGUAGCCGGGAGGCUUUGGGCUGAGAGUGCCCGCCUUGUGGGCUUGGAGAUGUCCUAUGGAUCCUCUGAGAGGGGACAGCGCCUCCCCAAAUAACUCCUUGGAGCAGGUAUGAAAGCCACCAGGGAGGCAGUCACCAAGGUGGAACAGCAACCAACCAAAGCUGGCGGCCAUGCCUGAAGCACCCUCUAGGUGGCAGUAUUGGCCAAGGAAUGCUGGCUGCCAUGGCCACUGCACCCUCUAGGUGGCAGUAUUGGCCAAAGAAUGCUGGCUGCCAUGCCUGAAGCGUCCUCUAGGUGGCAGUAUUGCCCCUUUUCUGGCCACAGUGGAUUGGACAGCCGGUGAGCACUUGACCCAGGGGCUGGCUGGUACAGUGUGCCCUGCUGCCAACAGGUGAGCUGGGCCAUCAGAUGCCUCCCUUGGGAAUCCAAACCAGGAAUUUUGGGGUGCGGCAUCAGCUCCCUCUGGUGUGGGCCAUGUGGGGGCCUGGAUGGCCAUGGGCAAGUUGUCUGGCUGAUGCUUGAGUUCAUGGUCCCCCGUUGGACCUUGCACACCUCCAGUCUCCUCUUGAGCCUUGGUUUCUCCAGCUGUAAACUGUGCGGAAUAACCUGACUACCUCAUUGGAUGGCCGUGAGUUAUCGCUGGGCUUGGAGAGUGGCCGCUGCAUAUUCCUUGCCGUUGGACGUUUACUGAGGACCUUCUGUGUGCCAGACCCUGGCAAGGUGCUGGGGAUGCCCUCCAGGAACAGACCGACUCAGACCUGGCCUUGUUAUCGCCGCGUCACGCCGGGGACAGCAUGGUGCGGAGGAACCACUGCGGAAACAGGAUGCCUGGGAUCACGACCUUCCCUCCCAUCCCCACUCGCCAGCUGCCAUGCUGUGGGCGGCCCUUGGAGGGACCCGAAGUGGGCCUCUCUGGGCUGAACGCAAGGAGCGAACAGUUCUGAGAGAAAGAUACCAUAUGAUAUCAUCAUAUGUGGAAUCUAAUUAAAAAAUGA